This is a messenger RNA of Glossina fuscipes, 6615 nucleotides long. It is a transcript of the gene Pi4KIIIalpha, whose product is annotated as phosphatidylinositol 4-kinase alpha. Gene Ontology annotation, cellular component: plasma membrane; cytoplasm. Gene Ontology annotation, molecular function: 1-phosphatidylinositol 4-kinase activity. Gene Ontology annotation, biological process: phosphatidylinositol phosphate biosynthetic process; phosphatidylinositol-mediated signaling. NCBI's taxonomy places the organism in Eukaryota, Metazoa, Arthropoda, Insecta, Diptera, Glossinidae. The record is from RefSeq and is a predicted model, not a curated record. The coding region runs from base 119 to 6451 and encodes 2110 amino acids. The transcript is spliced from 11 exons.
AUUAUUUUUGACAUUAAUGAGUCAGUGAAUACGUAUGCUGAGAGAAAAAUUAAUAAAAAUUGUACCGAAUUGGAAAAUUAUUUAAGUACGAUUUUCUAAACAAGCACAGUCUGCAAAAAUGGCAGACAAGUUCUCCUACCAACGGACAGUGCAAAGUUUGGCACGUAUAUUAGCUCGCGUUAAACCAACUCCAUGGGAAAGUGUCGAACAAUUAUUUCGGUAUUGCCCGCAAGAAAAUUCUGCCGGAAUAUUUUGCUUAGAUUCUCGGGCUCAAGAUGCAGUAAUAGCUUUGGGAUUAUAUUUUCUCGAAAGUGAAUGUCAGCAUGAGAAAGUGAUUCUGCCUUAUUUAUUGCGUUUGGCGAAAUGUUUGCCCAAGGCCAUAUGGGUGGAUGAUGGGAAAUGGAGUAAAAUUGAUCGUAUACCUUCCGCUGAGAAGUUCAGUUUCUGCCUUAACACCUUGUUAUCGGACAUAGCAGCCAAAUGUUCUGAUGUCCGGGAAGAAAUCAUCCUAAAUCAAGUAGAAACUUUAAGCGCUUUGGCCAAUAUUAUUAAAUCAAGCAAAGAGAGCAGUUCAGCGCCACCACCGAUCAUACUGUGUAAAGCUACGGUGCCCUUACUCUUUGGCUUAGCCCGUUCUAUGGGUCGUUAUGCUUCACAUGAUCCUCCGUUGCUGUGUCGCAUUUUUCCACGUGAGGAAAUGCCGGUGUUACGUACGAGUCCUCGUGAAGGCGGCAGCAGUUUUAGUUCACACGAACGUUUGCCAUUUAAUCAUUUCCGUUCCAUUAUACCACGUUCAAUGUCCGGUAGUUUAAGUCAAGACUCUAGCGACUUAAGAAUGCGUCAGUUGUCUGUUAUAGCUCAGCACAGCAAACAGAAACCACAAUUACAUACCUAUUUUUCGGUGCCCUACGAUCCGCGUACACAUUUCUUCACCCGCUACGGUUCGAGUUUUAAUCAGUUUCCCAACAUGCGCGUCACCGAUACACCAACUAAACCACACAAGAUUUUUACCGUACCGCCGUUUCCCAUACAACAUUUGCAGACUAUAUUUGCGGUGGCAAAGAAACUAUUGACCAAAGACACUCUUGAACAUUUGGAUGAGCAAGCUAGUGAUAUAUUCGCUUUGCAUCAGAUCAAAGGCUAUUAUUAUAAAAGCUUUUCAGAGACAUUAAACUUGGUUUUGGUUACUUUAUUACGUGAACUGCUGCAACAUCAAAUUGACUUGCCGGCUCCUUUCACCAAGGAUGUGCAGGAAUUUGUUAUACGACUCUUUUUGAACGGACAAACUGAGUUGCAGAACAAACAGUUGGAUCACGAGAAAGAAAAACGAGAGGAAAACGGUCUACCAGUAGUCAAUAAAUACAAAGUGAAUGUUAUGGCCAAUGCAGCUUGUGUAGAUCUGCUGGUUUGGGCCAUACGCGACGAAACUGUUGAUGAUGAGUACAAUGUACCUUCAUUGCAGUAUGCUUUACAUUAUUUAUUGAAAAAAGAAGCUGAUAAGCUAUGCGGCCGUUUGUCUGAAAAACUCAAAUCGAUAUUAAGUCAUAAAAUCGUUAUGGAUCAUAUGCCGCUUUUAAUGGUUUGUUUAGAAGGUUUGGGUAAAUUAGCUCAAAAAUUUCCGAAUAUAUCGGGCACUUCUAUACAAUAUCUGAAAGAUUUUCUUGUCGAACCCAGUCAAAUAUUAGCUAAACUGCAUAGCCAUAGUCAAGAAAUGCUGGCAUUACAAAAAAAGGAAAAGGAAGUAACAUCUUUUAAAAUUGUUGUACAUGGAACGGAAUCACGUUCCACAGUCGAUAUAUUCGGUGAAAAUCAAAAAUAUUCAAUAUCACGCACUGGCCUGGCAGCCUUUGAAGCCUUACGUGACGCGGCAAUCGAAAAUCUGUGCAUAGCUUUGAGAGCUUCGCACACGCUAGAUGAAUUCUGCGUGCCUUCCCUGGUGGCUAGUGUAUCGAGUCGCCUAUUUAAUGCCGAGAAACAUGAAUCGGAAUCGACUCUAGUUAGCUUAAAUAUUAUUGUAAUGCUAGGUCAUGUCGCUGUUGCCUUAAAAGACACCUCUAAGACAACCACAAAUAUAUUGCAGUUUUUCAUACAGCGCUUUACCAAAGUACCUUCCGAACAGAAUGCGCUAAUUGUCGAUCAACUUGGCUGUAUGGUAAUAUCGAAAUGUGAACCAGAUGUUUUUGAAGAGAUUAUGAAAAUGUUCACACAUGUUACUGUACAAUCAGCCUCUUUAGCGUACACUUCGGAUCCUGAACGCCGUCAACAAUUUUUUUGCGUUUCUGAUGCGGUUGUUAAUGCUUUGGGUAACAUUGCCGCGAACAUUGAAGGAGAAAGUGAAAAGAAAGAAUUGCUUAUCAAACUACUUGAACUGUUUGUACAAAUUGGUCUAGAAGGUGAACGGUCCUACGAUCAUACCCCCGGUGUACCGAAAGCUAAUUCGAGCGCCGGCCAUUUAGGCAUGUUAAUACCUGUAAUUGCUGUUUUGUUGCGACGAAUGGAGCCGAUUAAAAAUCCACGCGUGCGAUUACACAAAUUAUUUAAAGAUUUUUGGGUCUAUUGCGUUGUAAUGGGAUUUACAAAUGCCCGCUUAUGUUCUUCCGAGUGGUAUGCAGGCGUACAACAGAUUGCUGCUAAGUCACCAUUGCUAAUCUCCCAAACAACACAUAAAUCCGAUAUGCGUGAAUUAAAUUAUACAUCCGCUAUAAAAAAUGAUUCAAUCAGUUUAAACGAAUUACGAAGCCAAAUUUUACUACUACUCGAGCACCCUACAGCCGAUGUGACGGCAUCUAUUAAUAAGCUGACCUUUGCUCAAUGCACAUAUUUGUUGAGUGUCUAUUGGUUAGAAAUGCUGCGUGUGGAAAAUGCCGACAAACCUAGUCUCGAAUCGAUACUAACAUAUCUUUGUGAUCCGGCCUUACAAAAGGACAAAUCGGGCAUAUGGCAAUGCGUCAAAUGCAUAUCUGAUCAAGUUUUCGAAAAGUUUCGUAAUGUUUUAUUUAAUCGCGACGAGAUUCGUGAAAAGGUUUUAGAAUCCCAAGGCACUUUGUUACUUGUUUAUUUUAAUCAUACACAUAAACAAAUACAAUUGGUUGCAGAUCAAUAUCUUAUUAAGUUAGUGGACAAAUUUCCUUACCUUUUGUGGAAUCGCCGUGUACUCUGGUGCAUGUUAGAUAUUUUGCAAUUUUUGGCCGAUUCUUUAACUUUGGAUCCGAACGCAGAACCGCCGGUUUUGCGUGUCGCCUCCACGCCGUAUACACUUCAACUUAUGGAUUCUUUACCGGCACGUGAAACGCGAUUGAAAGAUUUCGCUGACCGUUGUCAAAUGAUUGUUAAUGAAGCGAUGAAAUGGGCUCCCCGAUCAAUACGCUCUCACUUACAAGAGUAUCCUAAUCAAAUACCCACCAAUGUUUUGGCUCAUCAUAGCGGCCUAGCUUUAGCCUUCGACGCGGUGGUUAACAAUUGCUCUUCAUAUCCGAACUCUUUGCCAUCGAAUAGCAAGCGACCAAAUUGUGUACGCUCAGAUACGCCACGUUUUGUAUCGGUAUUGUGUUUGCGCAGUAAGUAUGCCGGUGAAAUAUCCGGGCUUCUGUCUGUACUUAAUGAAGAAGAGAAGGUCGGUUUAGCAGACCGCCUCGUUAAAGAUGUAUGGGAUGCAUGUCGAGAUCGCAGCGAUUCUCGACAUCGCGGUGCUCUAUGGAGAGCGGCAGCUUAUUUGAUCAUAUGUUCGGAUAUUAAUCGUAAACUCUUACAUGCAGUCGCAACUUCACAAGUAGAACUAUUCACUGAUUUAGCUAUGGAAACCGCAGUGGAAUGCUGGCAAUGGGUUCUUACGGCACGUCAGGAUUUAGAAUUAUGCUUAAUACAGGAGAUGGUGUCCGCUUGGCAGAUAACAUUCGAAAAGAAAAUCGGCCUCUUCUCGGAAGAAAUACAAAUUACUAGUCCGUUGGCAGCAUAUGAAGGCUGCAAGCUGAUAUCGCAACCGAUACUAAUAACUCCACACUUAAUAUGGUUACAAUUGCUAUCUGAAAUGGUUGACACCGCAAAAUAUUGCAAUCGCGAUAAGGUAGAAAUGUUUUGUUUAUUAUUGCAUCGCUGUCUACCGAUCAAUAAACAUAGCAAACAGAAUCGACAAGUCUCAACUGUAGGUUGCCGUUUUAAGUUGCUCCAAUGCGGUCUAUCAUUAUUACAAGGUAAUACUGUGCCUAAAUCGUUAGCUCGGAAUAUUUUACGUGAACGUAUAUACAGUAACGCAUUGGAUUAUUUUUGUGGACCGCCAACCUGCCCCAAUCAGAAUAAGGAACAACUGCUUUCCGAUAUUUUAAUUUUGCUAAAAUUCUGGCAAACAAUGAUAAAUGAAAAAAAACAUUUAAUUACCUCGGAACUCGGUGAUUAUGAUAUACCCAAUAACGCACCUACUAAUCAUAUGCUAACGGUAAAUAAAAAUCCAGAAACAACUUCCCUAAUAAGCGGCAGUGAAAUGGGUCGCUCCUCUUCAGUAGUGGGUACUGGUGGUUGGUAUAAUACCAUACCCCACUCUACAUCAACUCUUUCAAAACGUUCGAAUCGUUCGAAACGUUUGCCCGAUCAGAAGGGCUCAUACGACAAGGACUAUAUGAAGAAGCGUAAUCUGAUACUAGAGCUAUUGGCAGUGGAAAUAGAAUUUUUGAUUACUUGGUACAAUCCAAAUGGUGCACCGGAUCUGAUUAUACCAGAUGAAGAUGAAAUCACAAAAUGGCGUAAUCGACCGUAUAAAGUUAAUGUUGGCCGCGAUUAUGCUCGGCUGGCGUGGUCCUAUAGUCCCGCUCUAGCCGUAUUUCUGCCACAACGUGUUAAAAAUGCAGAUUCCAUUGAAGAGGAAGUAACAAGACUCGUUUGUGCUGAUCCAAUCGCUGUCUGUGACAUUCCAGAAGCUUUAAAGUACUUAUGCACCACCAAAAACUUAUUACAGGACUCAGCCGAUUUAAUAUAUAUUUUAAUUUGGGCUCAUGUAAAUCCAGUGCAAGCUUUAGCUUAUUUUUCACGUCAAUAUCCUUCGCACCCACUUACCGCGCAAUACGCAGUCAAAACGUUAACUUCGUACCCCGCCGAAUCAGUAUUACCCUACAUACCACAACUUGUACAGGCUUUGCGACACGACACCAUGGGUUAUGUUUCCGAAUUUAUUAAAAACAUUUCCAAGCGCUCUCAGAUUGUUGCCCAUCAACUAAUCUGGAAUAUGCAAACCAAUAUGUAUAUGGAUGAAGACCAACAACAUAAAGAUCCAAAUUUAUAUGAAGCUUUGGAAGCGUUAUCAUUGAACAUAAUUAAGUCAUUCUCCGGAGCAGCCAAACAGUUCUAUGAACGAGAAUUCGAUUUCUUCGGUAAGAUAACCAAUGUAUCGGGAGAAAUACGUUCUUAUCCUAAGGGACCAGAACGUAAGAAUGCCUGCUUAGCGGCUUUAAGUAAAAUUAAAGUACAAGCCGGCUGUUAUUUACCCUCAAAUCCGGAAGCAAUGGUUUUAGACAUUGAUUAUACGAGCGGUACCCCAAUGCAAAGUGCAGCGAAGGCACCGUAUUUAGCCAAAUUCAGAGUUUAUCGCUGUGGCAUUACUGAAUUGGAAACGAGAGCAAUGGAGGUUUCCAAUAAUCCGAAUUUUCAAAUGGCAACCACGAUUAGCUUAGGUGCCGAAUGUUGGCAAGCGGCAAUUUUCAAAGUAGGUGAUGAUGUGCGCCAGGAUAUGUUAGCUUUACAAGUCAUCACCAUAUUUAAGAACAUUUUUCAACAAGUAGGCUUGGAUCUUUUUCUAUUUCCUUAUCGGGUGGUGGCUACCGCACCAGGUUGUGGAGUAAUUGAAUGCGUACCCAAUGCAAAGUCGCGUGAUCAACUAGGCCGACAAACGGAUACUGGCCUAUAUGAAUAUUUCCUACAUCAGUAUGGCGAUGAAAGUUCCAAGGAAUUUCAAACUGCACGAGCCAAUUUCGUCAAAUCUAUGGCUGCAUAUUCUUUAGUUGGUUAUUUGCUGCAAAUUAAAGAUCGUCACAAUGGCAAUAUAAUGAUCGACAAGGACGGUCAUAUUAUACAUAUAGAUUUUGGCUUUAUGUUUGAGUCCUCACCGGGUGGUAAUAUAGGUUUUGAACCGGAUAUGAAACUCACCGAUGAAAUGGUAAUGAUUAUGGGCGGUAAAAUGGAAGCUCCACCCUUUAAAUGGUUUUGUGAAUUGUGCAUACAAGCUUUCUUGGCCGUUCGACCAUAUCAGGAUGCUAUUGUUUCAUUGGUAUCUUUAAUGCUCGAUACUGGAUUACCUUGUUUUCGUGGCCAAACUAUUAAUUUACUUAAACAACGUUUUGUCUCCACUAAAAACAACAAGGAAGCUGCGGCCCAUUUAUUAGCUAUAAUAAGAAAUUCUUAUCAGAAUUUCCGGACACGAACCUACGAUAUGAUACAGUAUUAUCAAAAUCAAAUUCCAUAUUAGAAAAAUUGGAAAAAAUUUAAAUCUUCAAUUCUUCGCUUGGCGCUACAAUUUGAAAGUUUUAUAUAUUCUUUUACUGUUUAACCGUUUUAUGUAACGUGAAUGUUCAAUCGUGCAAGUUUUUUCUGUCGUAUAUGUUAAAUAUAAACUAAAUUUUUUUUAAUUGU